AUGGCAAGCCUCCCCGCUCUGCGUCUCGGACGAAUUGCCCUGCAAAGACCCGUCUUUGUAUCUGUACCUCGACUGCUGCCUCUCGCUCCCCAACUCCGAAUGGCCUCCAACACGCCGACACCGCGCUUUGCAGAAGGCGAAGACCCGCAGCAGCUUGGAUCGGACACCGCAGCGCUGCAGCAGCAGGGAUGGGCACUGGACGCGGACGGAAUGGGUGUGACCAAGACAUUCUAUUUCAAAAGCUAUUUCAAGGCCGUCUCCUUCGUGAACCUGAUCGCCUCGGAGAGCGCGGCGAAGAAACACCAUCCUACUAUGACUGUGCGGAUCGGCUCGGUCGAUGUUCACUGGACUACUCAUCGCCCGCGCGGCCUCACGGUCAAGGAUAUUGCGAUGGCGCAGCAUUGUGACAAUGGGGCCGAGCUGAUGGGAUGUGUUGAGUCCGAACAAGGAUUGAAGUUGAAGAUGACCCAGGACAUGGGCGACAUGUCCGUGACUCCGGACUCUGUGCCGCCUUCAUUUGGUGAGCGCAGAGGGCAUCGACUCGCACCGCUACAGACCAAUUUCAGUCACCCGCCAUCUGGUGAACCAACUAAAGCGCCGUCGCGAUUGCAGCGUCCGCGCCCACAAGAUUACCCUAGCAUUAAUGGUUCCAGGGAGCCAAUUCCUCUCCAGAGUCCAGUCAAGCGACAAACUUCUAAGAGCAGUUUGCGCAACUUGUUCGCACGCGACAAAGCUGCCCGCGCUGCGGCCCCCAACCCCAAAUUGGCUGAGAUUGAGGAGGCACAGCCCGCAACACAAACAGUCCCCGUAGCCGACAAUUCUCUUUCUCCCGACGUCCUGUCACCACAGACAGUAGCCUCAAGUUUCACCUUGACCUCUCCAACAACGCCGAAACCACCGGCAACCUUGACAACCGCGCGCCCAGCACCGCAGCCAGUCAUUGAUUCUAAACAACGGUCUCAGGAACAGUAUGGUUGGAAGCCACCACCUCUAUUCCAGGCCUAUCCCCAAUCAUUCAAACAUGAGUGUCUUGCUGCGCCUGCCAUUUCGGCAGAUUCAAUUCUGCGACUUCAUGCGACAAUGGGGAAGAGCGAGCCGGACAGUGGCCGAACCAACUCGCUAGCGCAAGACGAAGCAGCCGAUGCAGCACGUAAGAAGAAGGAGCAAAAAGAACGGAAACAUACACGGACUCUAUCUAGUACUAUAAACAAGGUUGAAUGGACAAAGAAGGUAUACGUCCUUUCUACGACCGGCUAUAUCCUUCAGUACGCAGGCGAAGGCAAAAACGACCGUCUCCCGGAGAGGAUGCUGCCGUUGGGUCCCAAAUCGGUAGCGUUUGCCAGUGAUGCUAUCCCGGGGAAACACUGGGUCCUUCAGAUUUCUCAAAAUUCGACGCCAGACACCGGGCCUGAGCCAUCAGAGCCGUCCAAGCCACGAUUGCGCUUCGGCUUCCACCGAGCAAACACGCGACGUCUGGCAAGCAGCUUUCUUUUGGUUUUCGAUAAUCCCGAAUCGAUGAUCUCUUGGCUGACAGUGGUCCGGACGGAGAUUGAAGCUAGGGGAGGGCCCAAGCUCACGACCGAGAAGCACUCUGAAGACGAUGAGAUGCCGGAGCCUCAAAUUCGGUCCAAGUCAAGUGUUCGGAAAAUGGUUAAGAAAGACCCGCAUCGCGUUUCCAGUCUAUUCCUGCAACCGGUGAACCUGCAAUCUCCUCAUGAGGAGGAUGAUAGUACGUCUGCCAGAGGGAUGACUUACCAGUCUCGGCGAAGCUCCUAUGUUUCUAUGAACCGCCGUUCAAUCAUUGACUCCCGAACUGGAUCCAUGUCUACAAGCACCUCCGAUGCGCACCGAUCAUCGUUCACAUCUACAGACCUCCCUGGCUCUCCGCCAGAAGUUCCCUUGCCACAUGAUAUGGAAUCAACACGCGCACGCAAUUCACCCACAGCCAGCCAGAACAAGCGCCAAUCACUUUUCGUGUCUCAGCCGCAGGCCGUUCUCAACUCAACUCGUCCCGAACAUGUACAAACUACUCCCAACUUCAGCGUUCCCCUAUUCAGCAAAAAGUUUGCGGCCAGACCGGGACCAACACCCAUCGUCAAUGGUCAGCCCGCAUCGGUGGCUGGUGUUCUUCGCCGAGGCGAAAGCACCGAGUUCAAUAUCUCCAACAUGUCCUCUCCCCCGCAGUCGCCCACAUAUAGCAUGGCAAGUUCGCGCCACACAGAAUCUUCGGAGCCAUCCUUUAUGCCUCUCGACGCAACUAGUAGGCGGACGUUACGGACGUUCAACUCCGAGGAUGCUCUCUCAAGGAUGGUGCGCUCGGGACAACCAGCCCCAAAUUUCUCCCGCGUACCUCGAGCCUCCGACACGAGUUCUCCACCUUCUAGGCCUCUGAGCUUGGUUGGUCGCUCUGGAUCUGGACUUGGCAUCCAGCUGCACCCAGAAGUACAAAUGCCAACCAUGUCUCCUCCACUGCCUCCUGCAGAGCCCGCUCCUACGCAACCCUUGCCGUCCUUGCCUACCCAGGCCCAACCUCCCUAUAGCAUGUCUCGUCGAAAAAGCAUGCCAGGCCUGGGCCUAUCAAUGGGCCCUCCGGCACCACCACCAAAUUGUCCACUCCCUAAGAUCCCUCCUUCCAUUGCCGCGCAGGCGCAGGCACCAACGCCAACCCCCCGGCCGGCCAACGUCUCGGAGACCGGCCGGUUCUACGGCUCUCAGCAGGUCCGUGAGCACGUUCAGGACCGACGGAAAAGCAACAUCGAGGAGUUCCCACCUCCACCAUCCGGGAAACUUACCAAGACGGCUGCUCGGCAAUCUCGCAUGAUCCUUCAAUGA
This is a messenger RNA of Penicillium maclennaniae, 2832 nucleotides long. Its product is annotated as 4a-hydroxytetrahydrobiopterin dehydratase. Bases 1 to 2832 code for a protein of 943 amino acids. Gene Ontology annotation, molecular function: 4-alpha-hydroxytetrahydrobiopterin dehydratase activity. Lineage: Eukaryota; Fungi; Ascomycota; Eurotiomycetes; Eurotiales; Aspergillaceae. Gene Ontology annotation, biological process: tetrahydrobiopterin biosynthetic process. The transcript is spliced from 5 exons. The record is from RefSeq and is a predicted model, not a curated record.